This is a messenger RNA of Lachancea lanzarotensis, 3894 nucleotides long. RefSeq names its product LALA0S11e02696g1_1 (gene RAD50). The coding region runs from base 1 to 3894 and encodes 1297 amino acids. The transcript has a single exon. Gene Ontology annotation, biological process: double-strand break repair; telomere maintenance via telomerase; telomere maintenance via recombination. The record is from RefSeq and is a predicted model, not a curated record. Gene Ontology annotation, cellular component: Mre11 complex; nucleus; condensed nuclear chromosome. NCBI's taxonomy places the organism in Eukaryota, Fungi, Ascomycota, Saccharomycetes, Saccharomycetales, Saccharomycetaceae. Gene Ontology annotation, molecular function: ATP hydrolysis activity; single-stranded telomeric DNA binding; double-stranded telomeric DNA binding.
AUGUCAGCUAUUUACAAGCUCUCGAUCCAAGGAAUUCGUUCAUUCGAUUCCAACGAACGAGAAACGAUUGAAUUUGGAAAACCUCUGACGCUGAUAGUAGGAACCAAUGGAUCGGGCAAAACAACAAUUAUUGAGUGUUUGAAAUAUGCUACCACUGGCGAUCUUCCUCCGAACAGUAAGGGGGGAGCCUUCGUCCACGAUCCCAAAAUCACGGGCGAAAAAGACGUUCGUGCUCAGGUGAAGCUGGCCUUCACGAGUGCGAACCACGUUAACAUGAUCGUGACACGAAACAUCCAACUGCUCGUGAAAAAGACCACUAACACAUUCAAGACCCUCGAGGGCCAAUUGGUGGCUCUUAAUCGUGGAGAACGCACUACGUUGAGCAGCAGAGCUGCAGAACUUGAUAGUCAAGUUCCGUUGUACAUGGGUGUCCCGUCUGCCAUUCUCGACUAUGUAGUGUUUUGCCACCAGGAAGACAGUCUGUGGCCUCUCAGCGAGCCUGCAAAUCUGAAAAAAAGAUUUGACGAGAUUUUUCAAGCUAUGAAGUUCACCAAGGCGCUUGAUAACCUGAAAACUAUCAAAAAAGAUAUGUCUGUGGACAUAAAACUGCUGCGGCAGUCUGUAGAGCAUUUAAAGAUGGAUCGUGACCGAAGCCGAUCCACUAAGAUUAACAUUUCAACCUUGGAACAAAAAAUUGAGCAAUACCAAGCUCAGGCUAGCAAAGCGGAGCAGGAUCUAGAUCAAAUCACUGAGCAAUCCGAUAGGCUUUUCAAAUCCAAUCAGGAGUUUCAGCAGGUCUUGAGCAAAAUGGACGGUUUGCGACACAACAAACGGUCUGUUCAAGAGCAGAUUGCCCGCUUAGAAAGCACCAGCGAGCCGCUAGAUAUGUCAUUGGCAGAUCUCACUACACUGAUCGAAAAUUUUUCUUCCGCACUGGAGGACAAAAGACAACACGUCGAAAGCUUGAAAAUGGAGAUUCAAACAAAUCGGCGUUCAUUAGAUGAGGCUCGUGAUUUGCAUAGCGCGCUGAUUUCCAAACAAGGUGGUUUGAAAGCUAGGAAAGCAAAUUAUCUGAAUUUCAAAGAGCAGUUGGUAAGUGUGACGCAGGAGUUGCGCGAUAAACAUACCAUCACCGGUGAAAAUCCAUCGGUGGAGCUAAACGCACUUCUAGAAAGCACGGAAAAGGACCUAUCACUAAUCUGUGCUCAAAAUGAAACAGAGAAGAAUAUCUACAGGAAAGAAAUAUCUGAAUAUGAAAAUUCACAAACCAAGGAAGAACAGCAUUUAAUAUAUUGUCAAAAUGACAGAGAUAAGGUUUUGAUUGCAUUGGAGUCUCUAAAAUCCAAGUUUGGCAAUAUGUCGUCUCUAGAAAGCGAAUUAAAUAAAGAGAUCGAGAACGUUGCAUUGUAUGAGACCAGGUUAAAAGAAAAAGGAGGUGAGGACGAAAUACACAAACUUACGUCUCAAAUAAAAGAAAAUCAGGCUAAAAUUUUGAUCUUGGAGGACGACCUUGCGAGGAAUCAACGAGAGCUUCUCAAAGUGAAUGAGCAAGCGGAGUUAAACGCUCGAUAUUCUUUAUUGAAGAAGAAUGUUACCCAAAAAAGAAGUGAGCUCAACCAUAUUAUUUAUGAGCUCUCAAAAAAUCAUGAAGCUCGGCGGUGGAAGCUUGAUGUGGAUUCAGACCUUGACCUUACGUUUGCGAGAAAGUAUCUCGAUUUACAAAAGCGAGUAGCAAAUGUCAAAAAAGAAAAUGAAGAUGUCGCUAAAGUGCUGGCCCAGAAGAAAUUCGUCCGUGGAUCCUGCGAACAAGAGCUGAGAGAAACCGAAAAGAAGAUUGAGUCACUGGACGAGAAGAUUAAAAGAAGUCUUCCAGAAGGUUGCGUUGUUGAUGAUUACGCUGAACUUCUACGGGAAGCAGAAGAAUCUUAUCGAAUUGCCGUCGAGAAUCUGAAAAUGCACAGAACAACGCUAGAAUUUAACCUAAAGGCGCUCGAAGUUGCGAGAAACAAUAACUCUUGUUAUUUAUGUCAGAGAGAAUUCCACAAUAAACAAGAACAAAGCGCCCUGUUGACUGAACUUCAAGCUAGAACAAAUACUGAGUACGAAGACACUUUGAAAACAGUUAUGUCAGGGGAAAAAGAAUAUCUUGAUUCCUUAAGAAAACUUGAAGCGGAAUUCUCUUUAAUGAAAGCAUCUUCUCAGAACAAGACUGCGUUAGAGUCACAGCUGAAGGAGCUCACUUCCGUAAUGACAAAUGAGGAAGUAACUUUGGCGGAAAGCGACGAAAGUCUCAAGGGAGUCAAUCUCGAAUUGGAGCGUGUAGAAACUUUACGACCUAUAGUGGAGAAUUACUUGAGAUUGCGCAAAGAACUUAAGUUUGCCGAUGGGGAUCUUCAGGACGUUUCAAACGAGUUGCGCUUGCAUAAUGGUGAGGGGAGCAAUGUGGCGACUGUCGAGGACCUACAAAACAAGCAAAAUCAGAUACAAGAUUUACUCAGAGAUUAUAGAAGGAAUGUCGUGGACCAGCAGGAGGGAAAAGAGCAGAAGACACGAGAACUUAACAAUUUGCUCAACCUCAUAAAGGAAAAGAAGUUCAAGAUUAACGAUCUUGAAAGGCAGCUAAGUGACAGGGAAAGUGUAGCUUUCUCUAUACGUGAACACGAGAGUUCGGUAACACAGGUUGAAAGUAUGAUGAAAUCGGUGAAGUCUUCUAUCGAAAACUUUUUGGUCAAACUCACUACUUUGAGAGCUCAAAUGGAAUCAAAGGAGAACGAGGCAUCCCUGGAGGAAUCGGAGUUGAAACGGAAAUUAACAUUUUUGAGAAGCAAAUAUGAUUUUGUGGUAAAAUUGACGUCUGAAGUCAAAGAGUUCGAGCAUACUUAUGCUUCACAAUUAGACAGCUCAGAAGAAGAGCUCAAAGCCGCCAACGAAAGCAUUAAAAAUCUUUCUGAUGCUAUCGAGUCUCUUAAUAGUGAAAUAACGGCCGAAAGCCGUAAGAUACAUGAUUCAUCAAAUGAACAGAAAAACAUUAAAAUGAAUAUCGACUUGAUAGAGCUUAGAUCGAACCUCGAUACUGUCAACCAUGAACUUUCUAAUCUUGAUGUGCAAAACGCUGAAGCGAAACGCGAUCAAUAUCAGCACGAAUCGUCGCGACUCAGAAGCCUGUUUGAAAGGCUAUCUGCAGAUAAUGCAGGUAGAAUGGGAGAAAUAAGACAGCUUCAGAAUCAAAUACAGUCAUUGGUGGCCCAGCUCGAUAAUGACUAUCACGACAUUGACAAUACUUAUCAAAAAGAGUGGGUAAAACUUCAGACCAAGUCUUUGGUUACUGAUGACAUUGAUAUGUACUCUAAAGCCCUGGAUAGUGCGAUCAUGAAAUAUCACUCCCUGAAGAUGCAGGACAUCAACAGGAUCGUUGAUGAGCUUUGGAAGAGGACCUACAGUGGUACGGAUGUCGACACGAUAAAAAUAAAGUCAGAUGAGGUGACGACGUCCACGAGGGGCAAGUCCUAUAACUACAGGGUCGUCAUGUAUAAACAAGAUGCUGAAUUGGAUAUGCGAGGAAGGUGUUCGGCAGGCCAAAAGGUUCUAGCUUCUAUCAUAAUCAGGUUGGCGUUGUCGGAGACUUUUGGCGUCAAUUGCGGUGUUAUCGCGCUCGAUGAGCCUACCACAAACCUGGACGAAGAAAACAUCGAAAGCUUGGCUAAAUCCUUGAAUAACAUUAUUGAAUUCCGCCGGCACCAGAAAAAUUUCCAGCUCAUUGUGAUCACACAUGAUGAGAAAUUUCUGCGUUACAUGGGUGCCGCCGAUUUCACCGACCAUUUCUACAAAGUGAAGCGCGAUGAUCGUCAAAAAUCUCAAAUUGAGUGCGUGGACAUCAAUAGAGUCAUUAAUUGA